AUGAUUAUUACACUUGGAUUAACAAUCAUUUCAAUGUUUCUACCUGGUUUAAAAGAAUUUCAACAAAUAGCAGCAAAUAUAAGCGAUGAUUUAAGACAUUUUAAAAUUCCAAAAAAAUUUGUCACAUUUGAAUCGCUCUGUCGAAUUGCAUCAAAUGACAAUUUUAAUUUUAAUGAUAACACUGAUCCAAUCAAUUAUUGCAAACAUUGGUUUCAUCAAUUAGAAGAUUGGGAAAAGAUAGUGAUAAUAUUAAUGUGUUUAUCAGUGAUUAUGGAGAUAAUAACUAUUUGUUGGACAUUAAUUUCAUUUUUUGGCUGUUGCUGCCGAAAAGUCUGCAUGCAAUUAUUGCCAAUGUUUUCAUUAAUUAUUGCAUUGCUACUUGCUGCAGCAAUUACUAUUUUUGCAAUAAACAAUCAAAAAGUUAUACAUAAUAUUGAUUUUGCUAAUUUAACAAGAAGCCUUGAAAUUAAAAUUCAAAAUGAAACUGCUCGAAGGUUCUAUUUGGCGUGUAGUGCAUUGGCUGUAGCAAUUAUUGAUAUUUUUGUUGGCAGUUUAAAUUUAUGUUUUUUAAAAUUUUGUUGCUAA
This is a messenger RNA of Brugia malayi, 585 nucleotides long. RefSeq lists its product as uncharacterized. The transcript is spliced from 4 exons. The record is from RefSeq and is a predicted model, not a curated record. Lineage: Eukaryota; Metazoa; Nematoda; Chromadorea; Rhabditida; Onchocercidae. The coding region runs from base 1 to 585 and encodes 194 amino acids.